AUGGCUGCAGCACUUCAUAUGUUUGAUAGUAGCGAAGACGAAAGCGAUUUUGACUGGUUUUUAAUCGACGAAACAGUUGAAGAAACACAGCCUAUCGCAGCGGGAACAUCGGCGGUUUCAUGGCGAGACAUAGCGGGCAACUCGGACGAAGAAGAGGAUUUUGACUGUUUUUCGGACAUCAAAGUUCAAGAACUCGACAGAAACAGUAUUGUUAUUCAUGGAACAAACGCAUUUUAUAAUUUACAAACUUUACAUGAUAGCAAGUCAAAAAUAUUCAUCACAAAAUUUCAAAUUUUUUGAGUAAUACAAAUCCAUUCGCUUUAAGAUUUUAAAUCCUGGCUUUUGAAGUAAUUUGUGAAACACACAUUAAAAAUAAAAUAAAUGAAAUAUCAAAAUGUGUAGUAUUUCAAGCUUUUAAAUAUUCAUAGUCCUAAUUAUGGAACAAAAUUAUUCAGAAAUUAGUCAGGUGAAACUAUACACAAACGUCAUUAUAAAACUAUUUGUGAUAAUUUAAACAUAAAAUGAAACCUUAUUUAUCAGUCUAACCCCCUGCAAAAUUUUAAGCUAUUUUAUUAGGUUGCUUUGAAGUUACAGCCAUUUUUGUAAGUGCAGUAGAUAGGAACUGAAAUUGGCCAUUUUGUUUGCCAGUUAGUGGGUAGAAACUUUGUUACAGUCUGCCACUUAAUGAGUUAAUUACAAACUAUAUUCCAUGGAAACUCACUUGGUGGAACAAAAUACAAGUCAGAAAUUUCCUAAACGAGCCACAACACCGUGCACAAAUUGACCCGUAGGCACGCACACACACACACACGAAAACACCAGAACAAAUUUUAAUCUCAAAUUUCAGUCUCUUAAUUUGGAAAAAUAUCGAGAAUUUAUAGCUAUGUAAUGUUUCUACUCAAUACAAUAUAAUACUAGUACGCUUAUGCAGUUCAAAUAUCAUUUGUACAAUUUUGUCAAUUUAGGUGUUCAAUGUGGAUGAAGUGUGCGAACGCGAAGUGUCGACAAAAGCGUUGUUUGACUCUGAGCCAGAAGCUGAUGGUGAAACAACGGAAGGGGAAACCACCGAAGAUGAAAAGCAGGAUACUGGGGAUGAAGAUUUUCAUUGCGAAGAAGGAAUUGAAUCUGAAUCCGAAGACAAUACGGAAACAAGGUAA
Paramuricea clavata is the source of this 1157-nucleotide messenger RNA. Lineage: Eukaryota; Metazoa; Cnidaria; Anthozoa; Malacalcyonacea; Plexauridae. The record is from the annotation of a GenBank genome assembly.